AUGCAGCUCCUCAUAUACAUCACCCCCCUCCUCUCCCUCUUCCCUCUCAUCAACGCGCUGCCUGGUCCCACCAGCUGCACAACCAUCACUCCAGACAUCGCCCGCGUCUCCGAAGCCCAGCCGGUCACCUCAUACCUCCCCGGCUUCCGCAUCUCCCAGAAAGAUGGCGGCACCAACAAAGAGGACAUGUUCGUCGAAUUCAACGUCACCUCCGGAAGCUGGGGCUGCACGCUCUCCUACUCCUUCCCCGCCGGCACCCCUCUCACGACUUCUGGAGCCGCCCCCGUCGAAAUCUCCGCGGUGAAUGGCCCGCUGAGCCGAUCUCCUCGCGGCAUCGACGUGUCCUGGGCGUAUUGCCCGGCACCGGUGGCGUUGGUUGGGAGUACGACCUUCCAGGCGGAUCCGAACCAGGCGACGACGAGGUUCAUUAACAGUUUCUCGUGCUCGAAUAAGAUGACGUACCGGUUGAGUAUUGCGAGUUGGUAUAAGCAGGCGACCAGUGUUGAGUUUGCGCAAGGACCUGGGGUUGGAUUACGGAUGAGCUAUAAUUGUUAG
This is a messenger RNA of Aspergillus thermomutatus, 555 nucleotides long. RefSeq lists its product as uncharacterized. The transcript has a single exon. The record is from RefSeq and is a predicted model, not a curated record. NCBI's taxonomy places the organism in Eukaryota, Fungi, Ascomycota, Eurotiomycetes, Eurotiales, Aspergillaceae. Bases 1 to 555 code for a protein of 184 amino acids.